GGAGAGCCACAAAGCAAGUCACCGCCUGUCAAGAAAGCUGUACUUGAAACGUUGAAUUCGAUCAAAUUAUACACACCCUUUAGUCCCCAUUCAAGUUUUAAUCCAUCGCUUCAUCCCUUUGCUUCUUUUUCAGUGCUUGGGAUCACAACUUGAGAAGAUUAAGUUUAAGUUUUUGAAGAAAAAAUAUAUAUAGAAAGAGAGAAAAAAAGAUUGUUUUGCUGUGAAGAUGGAGCAGAAAAGUGUGUUGUUAUCUGCUUUGGGUAUAGGUGUUGGUGUUGGUGUUGGUGUUGGGUUGGGAUUGGCUUCAGGGCAAAGCGUGAGUAAAUGGACUGCUUCAGGUUCCUCCAUGGAAGGUGUCACAGGUGAGCAGAUUGUUCAGGAGUUGAUGAGGCUGGUGGUUGAUGGCAAGCAGAGCGAGAUCACUUUUGAAGAAUUCCCUUAUUAUCUAAGUGAGAGAACUCGCAUGUUAUUGACAAGUGUUGCAUUUGUUCACUUAAAGGACUCUGAUAUUUCCAAGCACACCCGGAAUCUUUCACCGGCGAGUAGGACUAUUUUGCUUUCAGGACCAGCUGAACUUUAUCAGCAAACGCUUGCCAAGGCCUUAGCCCAUUUCUCUGAAGCAAAGCUGCUGUUGUUAGAUAUUCCUGAUUUUUCCUUAAAGAUGCAACACAAAUAUGGUUAUGGCAAAAAGGAAAAAACUUACAAAAGGUCCAUUUCAGAGAUAAUGAUAGAGCGAAUGUCCAGUUUUCUUGGAUGCUUUUCACCACUUUCUUCUAAGGAAGAAGCAAAGGCAACAUCGCAUGGGCAAAGCAGUGGCGUGGAGGGUUCAAGUAAUCCUCCACUUCCCAGAAAUGCCUCUGCUGCAUCCGACAAGAGUAGUGUCUCUUCUCUUUCGGCCGCAACAAAUGCCGCUUCCCACAAACGCUCAAGCAGCUGGUGUUUUGAUGAGAAAGUCUUUCUGCAAUCCUUGUACAAGGUAUUGAUUUCAAUGUCAAAAACCGGUCCAGUCGUUUUAUACCUCAGGGAUGUUGACAAGCUUCUCCUUCAGUCACAAAGAUUAUACAAUUUGUUUGAAAAUUUUUUCAAGAAAAUUUCGGGUUCAGUGGUGAUACUUGGUUCAAGGAUGCUGGAACAAGGAGAUGAUUGCAGAGAAGUGGAUGACAGACUCAGUAUGUUGUUCCCAUACAACAUUGAAAUCAAAGCCCCUGAAGAAGAAAACCAUCUAGUUAACUGGAAGGCCCAACUGGAAGAGGAAAUGAGGACCCUCAAGUAUCAAGAUAACAAGAACCACAUUGCUGAAGUUCUUGCAGCUAAUGAUCUUGAUUGUGAUGAUUUGGGCUCAAUCUGCCAAGCAGACACAGUUGUUCUCAGUAAUUACAUAGAAGAAAUUGUGGUAUCAGCAAUAUCUUAUCAUUUGAUGAAUGAUAAGCAUCCAGAGUACAGAAAUGGAAAGCUUGUUAUAUCAUCCCAGAGCUUGUCCCAUGGAUUGAACAUCUUUCAGGAAGGCAAAAGCUCUGGGAAAGAUACCCUCAAACUGGAGACAAAUGCUGACAGUUCCAAGGAAACUGAUGGGGGAGAGCCUGUAACUGCGAAGACAGAAUCAAAGGAAGUUUCUCCUGACAAUGAGUUUGAGAUAUGUAUAAGGCGAGAGGUGAUCCCUGCAAAUGAGAUUGGAGUGACUUUUGCUGAUAUCGGAGCCAAUGAUGAGGUUAAAGAAUCGUUAGAGGAGCUUGUUAUGUUCCCUCUGCAGAGACCAGACUUGUUCAAAGGAGGCCUUCUUAAGCCCUGCAGAGGUAUAUUACUUUUUGGGCCGCCAGGCACUGGGAAAACCAUGCUAGCAAAGGCAAUUGCAAAUAAAGCUGGGACAAGUUUCAUCAAUGUGUCAAUGUCAACCAUCACUUCGAAAUGGUUUGGGGAAGAUGAAAAGAAUGUUAGAGCAUUGUUCACUCUUGCAGCAAAAGUUUCCCCAACUAUCAUUUUUGUCGAUGAGGUUGAUAGCAUGCUUGGGCAGAGGACUACAGUUGGAGAGCAUGAGUCUAUGCGUAUGAUAAAGAAUGAAUUCAUGAUUCACUGGGACGGGUUGCUGACAAAGGAUAAUGGGAGAGUCCUUGUUCUUGCUGCAACCAACAGACCUUUUGACCUUGAUGAAGCCAUUAUCAGACGGUUUGAGCGCAAAAUCAUGGUUGGUCUGCCGUCUGUCAAAAACAGGGAAAUGAUCUUGAGAACUCUUCUGUCAAAGGAAAAGGCAGAAGAUCUCGACUUCAAGGAGCUUGCAGCUAUAACAGAAGGAUAUACUGGAAGUGAUCUCAAGAACUUAUGUGUGACAGCAGCAUACCGACCGGUUAGAGAAUUGAUACAGAAGGAGAGGAUGAAGGAUAUGGAAAGGAAGAAAAGAGAGGCAGCAGGAAAGAGCUCUGAAGGUGCCUCAGACACAAAAGAAGAAGGCAAAGAAGAAAGCAAAGAGGAGACAGUAAUUGAAUUGAGACCUUUGAACAUGGAAGAUCUAAGGCAAGCAAAGAACCAGGUUGCUGCAAGUUUUGCAUCCGAAGGAGCAGUAAUGAGCGAGCUGAGGCAGUGGAACGAGCUAUACGGUGAAGGAGGUUCGAGGAAGAAGCAGCAGCUAACUUACUUCCUUUAGAUGGUAGAAAGGAAGCAACUUCUCAAGUCUCCAAGCAUAUGGAAAUGCAACUUCUCCAGGCAUUCAAUGGCAGUGCCAUUUGCCAUAAACAGAAAUGCUGGCAGGCAAACAAUAUGUGGGUGCACAGCAGUAUUUGAAAUUGUCCCUGGAAUUACGAAAUGAUUAGGUAUAUUGAAUGUGAAUGUAUUGUGGUAAUUGGGAAUGCAUGGAACUUAAUACUGGAUUGUUCUGAUGAUGUUCUCAUGAAUAUUUGUAAAUUAGUAUUGUGCAAACUUGGUCUUCUGGGUGAAUGAUUGCAUAUGGAAAAUCCUGAGAUUUUAGGAACAGUAUAAUGUUAUAUGCAUAAGCAUUAUGUAAUGAUAAUAAACUGUCUAUGUGCUUGCCAUUA
Messenger RNA from Mangifera indica (mango), 3026 nucleotides. RefSeq names its product spastin-like. The transcript has 16 exons. Gene Ontology annotation, molecular function: ATP binding; ATP hydrolysis activity. Gene Ontology annotation, cellular component: mitochondrial outer membrane. The record is from RefSeq and is a predicted model, not a curated record. NCBI's taxonomy places the organism in Eukaryota, Viridiplantae, Streptophyta, Magnoliopsida, Sapindales, Anacardiaceae. The coding region runs from base 227 to 2638 and encodes 803 amino acids.